AUGUCGGCCGUGGUGGUGUUCAGUGUUGCGCUGCUGCUUGCAGCGGGUUCGGUGCGCGGCGACGCCUCGUACGACCCCCGCGACCCGGACAUCUGCAAGGGAGCCCUCGCGGGCAAUUUGUUGCAGGUUGAGUGGGCGAUCAACGUCGGCAAGCAGGACGUGAACUACAGGUUCUGCGGCACCUCCCCACACAUGCCCAUCCACGGCGCCGCGGAGACGGGCAACCUCGAGAUCGUGCGCUAUUUGGUGGAGAACGGAGCGGACGUGAACGCCCUGGACAACGACGACGAGACUGCGCUGCACGAGGCCGCGGAGGACGGGCACCUCGAGGUCGUCAAGUAUCUCAUCGCGGUGGGCGUGGACCCCGACAUCAGGAACGACGACGGCGAGACGGCGGCGGACAUCGCGCUCGCCCGGGGCUACCCGGAGGUGCACGCGUAUCUGCGCGGCCAGGUGGAGCGGGGCCCGCGCCGGCUGACCAUGUGA
Molecule: messenger RNA, 486 nt
Organism: Pedinophyceae sp. YPF-701
Lineage: Eukaryota; Viridiplantae; Chlorophyta; Pedinophyceae
Source: the annotation of a GenBank genome assembly